Molecule: messenger RNA, 2703 nt
Organism: Amoebophrya sp. A120
Lineage: Eukaryota; Dinophyceae; Syndiniales; Amoebophryaceae
Source: the annotation of a GenBank genome assembly
AACGUCAGCAUCUAGAGAACUAUAAGGGAUAGAUAGCCUGAAGAACCGCCACCUUUUGAAAGGGUUCGAAGCUCGGGUAAGUAGCUACUAAGAUUUCGGAAAUAGGAUGUCAGGGUCAGGUAGCCCUGAACAAGCGUCUGGAGGUUCCUUCUGGGGCGGCGCGAGCGGUUUGCUCUGGGAAACAAGCGAUGGCGAGCAGGAGGUGUCCGCGUCGGCGUCUCGGAGACAGCGCGCGGCACGAAGAUCGAAGUCUGGAGGGUCCGGCGGAGACAACAAUGAGGAUGAUGUGGAGAAAGACGUGAUAUCGUCCACGCCAAUUCCGAUGCCACCCCCGCCAACAGCUCCUGCGAACACCGCUGCCGGUACCACGACGGCCUCGGCGUCGGCACCUUCUGAUUCCGGGCCUGCCGCCGCAAGCUCCUCAUCUGCGAUUCCGAUGCCACCGUCGGCCAGUGCAGCUCCGAUGGCCGCCACUGCCAGUGCGGCCUCAACGGCGAUACCCCUGCCCCAAGGAGGUUCCUUCAAUGCGACCGCUGGCGCAGGUGUUCCCGGCGCUGCGAUUCCCAUGCCGCCGUCCGGAGGGGCGCACGCACAGAUGCCGGAUGAAGCUGGCUCUUCGCAUCGACAAGAGCAGGAUAGUAGUUCGAGCAGCAGUACACAGCGAAUGUCAUUCCGUGGCAGGAAGCCAAGCGGUGUUUCGGCUGCUGACCAAGCUCCCCCGCAGCCGGCGUAUUUCGCUGCGGGUGCGCCAGCACAACACGCCGCGGACAUGUCGUCCUCUGGGCAGGUCCAGCCGCCCGGCGGCGUAACUGAAGGGCAACAACAUGCGGUAAUAAACCCGCGCGGGCCUCCGCUAAUGCGGCACAUGGCGAGUCGCGGAGAUGCGAUACCACCAGGAGAUGCGGCGAGCGUGUACACGUCGCAGGACUUUCAGCCACAGUACGCGCAAAUAUUUUUGGACCAGCAGCAGGGACUAUCGCAAUCGCAAUUCCACCUCGACGCCCGCGGACAGAGGCUGCCGUCGGGCGCAGCCGCCAGUUUCCAAAAUUUUCAGCCUCCCCCCUCCAGCGGAAUUUUUCAGGCCCAGGUUUUUGAUUCGGUAAACGGAAACAAUGCGGGAAGUUUCACCGGCGGAAACAAAGAUCUUCCACCAGGUGGCACAGCAACACGCGCUUCAGCCGCACAGCGAGCCGCAGCGUCUUCGCGGGAAACAGGGUUUUAUAUGGUGCCCAACCAACCUCCGCUGCAUAACCAAAACUUUGGUGCUGGUCUGCCGUCUGCCGCCAUGUCUUCUGCAGCGCCGCAUUUGCAGCCGCCGGCCGGGGCGCAACAAGCAACGACGCCCUUCAUGCACCCAGUGUUUCGGGGCGAUUUCAGUCCUGAGAGGAGACCAAAAACGCCGAGCCAAAAUCCGGGAUCACCAUUUCGGGAUACAGCAUUGGGUACUAGAACGUCUUUGCUGUGAUAAUCCGGAGCGUGGCGUGCUCGUGUGUGAAACAGAAAAGAAGGAAACAUAAAGACAAUAUAGUAUUAACAUACUUAAUCGAAAUACAAAUAUCAAACAAAGGUUCCAAUCCAACGCGAGCCAUGGUGAUUUGCUACCAGCGGCUAUUAUCGUUAUCCGACGUGGAGGCGCAUCACGUACUACAGAAUACAGUAGAUUGAAUUUUUUUCCCAUGAAGUGGAGCAGAAUCUCGCCAUUGACAUGAAAAUGAGAGUGUGCCACCCUAAAAACAAAAGAUGCAUGUUGAAAGAAAACAAAUCUCCCUUUUGCAAGGUUCUCGAGCGGUACUUCCGAGACCGGCCAGAGACGAAGAAGCGUAUGGACGUCGGCUUGGAAGUUGUGGAGUCCUGUUUCGCCGCCCGAAUAGACGCCCUUGCCGCCGAUGUGAAGGGUCACCUGGAUCAUGCCUUGGCUCAGCGCGCGGACACAGAAGCACAACAGAAGGAGCACAUUCAGAUGCUGACGAACCAGGUAAAAGUAAAAUCUAGUCGUGUGGUGCUAGCGAAGAUGUUUCCCGACGAUCAAGUGUCAUGAUCAGCAUAUGAAGCUCGCAGGAGCAGCGAUGAUCGCGAUAGUACGUUUCUGAAUAAUUGUAGUUCAUCCUGUGUCCUCUUGUUUUACAAACGAAAAUCACACACUAGGUUUCGUCACUACAAAAGCAAGUGAAGCUGCUAGCUUCAGAACUGCCGGGCGGAGCAGGCGCACGGUCUGGGAGCAGCACCUCUCUGCCGGGGAAGCAAAAAUUGCGGCCGCCAGCCCUUCCUUCGCAAUUGCAAACUCCUGUACGGCAGCCGGCCAGCUUGGGAGGGUUAAGCGGGGCUGGAAGGGGGACUGCAAAGUUGAUGCCCACAACCGCCACACCCGGUUCGUCGCUCAAAGCGUCGCUGAAUACUACCAACCCGUUUUUUAAUGCGGUGGAAUAACGGCGGUCGAUGUUCAGAUUGAAACAACUACAACUUCAGCAGAUAAUAUGCGAACAGAAAGAGCUUUAUAGCUUUUUUUUCGCCUUCUCCUGCACGAAAACAGCGCUUCGCUUAUUUGAUGCGCGAUAGAAACGCAAAAGACGAGCAUGAGUCAUCAUGUCUUCUGCGCGACGAGGCAAUGCUCACAGGCAGUUGCAUUUCUUGUUUAUUGGACCGAAAAAGACGCAGUGCCGACGCGCACCUACUUAUGAAGAGCACAGACGUAGAGGAAUUGGG